Dioscorea cayenensis subsp. rotundata (Guinea yam) is the source of this 2178-nucleotide messenger RNA. Its product is annotated as U-box domain-containing protein 52-like. Gene Ontology annotation, biological process: protein phosphorylation. The record is from RefSeq and is a predicted model, not a curated record. The coding region runs from base 1 to 2130 and encodes 709 amino acids. NCBI's taxonomy places the organism in Eukaryota, Viridiplantae, Streptophyta, Magnoliopsida, Dioscoreales, Dioscoreaceae. The transcript is spliced from 8 exons. Gene Ontology annotation, molecular function: ATP binding; protein kinase activity.
AUGACAGCGGUGGCGGUGGACCGGGAUAAGAACAGCCAGUAUGCUGUGAAAUGGGCCACUGAUCAUCUUCUCAUUGCUAACUCCAAUCAACUUCUUCUUCUUCUCCAUGUCAGGAGCAAGUCUAACAAUGGGUUUGCAAUAAGCGACUUCGGUGGUAGCACAUCCGAGUCAAUGGCGGAACAUGUUUUUCUUCCGUACAGAACAUUUUGUGCUCGUAAAGGGAUACAGACAAAAGAGGUUUUGAUAGAAGAAAUUGAUGUUGCAAAGGCCAUCUCUGAUUAUAUUGCCUCCCACAAUAUUCACAACUUGGUUGUUGGUGCUGGUAGCAGAAAUCUCAUUACAAGGAAAUUCAAGCCUCCAGAUGUGGCUUCAAUACUAUCAAAAACAACACCAGAUUUUUGUGCUGUUUAUGUCAUAACAAAAGGAAAGGCCAUAAACGUCAGAUCAGCAAAAGGCCCUGCACCUGCACCCACACCCACACCCACACCCACACCCACACCUGCCAUUGCCAGUCCUCUCCCUCCAUUUAUUCCCCAUUUUCUCCCUGACGUCCUUGAAACUGAUCAAGACGCUCCCAACAGAAAAGCAUUCAAGAGAGGAAAUGGAAGAGGAUCAGUAAUACCAUCACCAUCACCAUCACCACCACCAUCAUAUUUGGUUAAUAGAAUACAACCCAUGGCUACUAAAGCAAUGGCAACCAGCCACAACAACACCAAUAUUAUUAGCACUGAACCAGUUUACCGUCCUUCCAACCGGGUUCUGUCCCGGGAGACCUUCCCAGAAGAUGGGGAACUUUUAGGGAACCAUUGUCCCCCAGAUGGCCCUCCAGACAUCUCUGAUGAGUCCUCCUUCUCAAAGAACUCUUUCACUGGUGGAAUUCCAAGAGAUUGGGAAGUUGAGAUGAAAAGGCUAAAGCUUGAGCUGAAGCAAACCAUGGACAUGUAUAGCACUGCAUGCAAAGAAGCAAUCUCAGCCAAACAAAAGGCUAAAGAACUACAUGAAUGGAAAGUUGUAGAGACGAGAAAGUUCGAAGAGGUGAGACAGGCAGAGGAAGCAGCAUUGGCAAUGGCAGAGAUGGAGAAAACAAGGUGCAUUGCUGCAAUGCAAGCAGCGGAAGCUUCAAAGAAGCUGGCGGAGAUGGAAGCCAGAAGAAGGCAUGAUGCGGAGAUAAAAGCGAAGAAGGAGGGUGAGGAGAAGCAGAGAGCUUUAAAUGCAUUAGCUCACAACGACGUGCGUUACCGCAAGUAUGAUAUAGAUGAGAUAGAAUUGGCCACCGGCCACUUCUCGCCGACACAGCUCAUCGGAGAAGGUGGUUAUGGCCCUGUUUAUAGAGCUUCUCUCAAUCACACUGCUGUUGCUAUCAAAGUUCUCAGACCUGAUGCUCAACAAGGAAAGAAGCAGUUUCAGCAAGAGGUUGAGGUGUUGAGUUGCAUCAGGCACCCAAACAUGGUGUUACUACUAGGGGCAUGUCCAGAAUAUGGGUGUCUAGUAUAUGAAUUCAUGGACAAUGGGAGCUUAGAAGACCGGCUAUGUCGGCGAGGUGACACACCAUCAAUCCCAUGGCCGAUACGGUUCAAGAUUGCCGCAGAAGUGGCCACGGCCUUGCUCUUCCUGCAUCAAACAAAACCCGAGCCACUAGUCCACCGUGAUCUCAAACCGGCGAACAUUCUGUUAGACCGCAAUUAUGUGAGCAAGAUCAGUGAUGUGGGACUGGCCAGGCUUGUGCCACCCUCAGUAGCUGAUAGUGUGACACAGUAUCGCAUGACAUCCACGGCCGGAACGUUUUGCUACAUAGACCCGGAGUACCAGCAAACAGGAAUGCUGGGAACCAAGUCAGACAUUUACUCUUUGGGUGUUCUGCUUUUGCAGAUCAUUACGGCGAAGCCACCCAUGGGACUCACCCACAUUGUGGAGAGAGCACUUAACAAAGGGACGUUUCAGGAGAUGCUUGAUCCCACUGUCACAGACUGGCCGAUGGAGGACGUCGAAGGCUUUGCACACCUUGCGCUGAAAUGCUCGGAGCUCAGGAAGAAGGAUAGGCCAGACUUGGCCACUGUUGUAUUGCCGGAGCUUAAUAGGCUGAGGACUCUUGGGCUGGAGCAUCAGGCUAAAAGCAUGGGGUGGCUGUAAUUGAAUGGAAGAAUGGGUUUUCAGGAAAUUACCUAUCAGCCUAUCCGA